AAAUCACAAUCACCUCACCGACUCACCGCGUCGUCUCGUCUACACAGGUCUCGGACGGCUAAGCUACCGGCCCCCGCCCGGUCGCCUCCCGGUUUGGCGCUUCCCGCGCCCGUACCCCGUAGGCCGUAGCGAGGCGAAGCCGGCCAGCCAAGCCAACCCCGUCCCGCACUCAAGCACGCGCGCGCCGCCUCUUAUACCGCCUUCCCGCCUCCUACCCAGUAUAUCCCCCCGUGAGGGCCCUUGAUACGGCCGAGACCGACCGGGCCCCGAUCGUUCGACCCGGAGCAUAUGCGGCGAGACGCGGCCGCCGUUCCGACGGCGGCCGUCGCCUCGCCGCCGAUCUCGGUGGAGGCGGUGGUCAUCGACGUCGAGGGGGAUCCGGCGGUCCCCGCCGGCGCUGCGUGCCGGAUCUGCCACCUCGUCCCGGAGGGCGGCGUCGGGCCCGGGUCGGAGGUGAUCCGGAUCGGGUGCGGCUGCAAGGACGAGCUCGGCGCCGCGCACCGCCACUGCGCCGAGGCCUGGUUCAGGAUCAAGGGCGAUAGGCGCUGUGAGAUUUGUGGUUCAGAUGCCAAAAACAUUAUUGGGCUGGAAGUGAAAAAAUUCAUGGAAGAAUGGCAUGGUCCAAGACUGGCAAACACACGAACUACAACGCAGAGGGAAAGUACUUGUUGGAGAACGCAGCCUUUUUGUAAUUUCUUGCUAGCAUGCUUGCUGAUUGCUUUUAUGCUUCCCUGGUUUCUCCGUGUAAAUAUGUUCUGACUUUUAUGCCAUUAUUGGGUCAUGUAGAAUUUCAACUUGUUUUCUUGGCUACCAUCAAAAGGAUGAGUUGUGUAGAAAUGUAUAGGCAGAGUCACAACAUAGAUCCUUAAACAUAUACUUCAAAUCUCCCUUCGGAUCUCUCAUGCUCCCCUUUUUACUUGAAAUCUUUAAUCACCUUUGUAUAGUGUUGUUCAUUUGACUUAUCAUUCUUAGUUUGAUCAGGUAACCAUGUAAUCCCCUGUACUCAAUAUGGCAGGACUGACCCUUAGCCAUUUAAGUGAUUGCAGCACAAAAGCAAAAUAUUGGAAUUUCAUGUAAUGUUGCUUCGAAUUGCAUAUAGGUAAUUUAAAAAGUGGGAACAGCCCAAUAGAAGCAAGAAAUUAAUCAAUUAUAAGUUAAGACCACUUUGGCUGAGACAAUUGAGAGCAGGAACUUGCAUAAUCAAUAAGUGCUGGAGUGAUUACUGGCAUACAUGAAUAAUUCUGGAAAUAUAGGACUUUUUGACCAAUUUAAAAGUAUGGAACCUACUAAUUUAUUUCAGAUCAUGGGGCUCUGUUUUUUUAGAUUCAGAAAGUUUCAGCUGGGCUGUUUCAUACUUCAGCUUCUUUGUCGAUUAAUUACGGUUUUUUCUUUGUGCAUGAGCAUGUAGGUUGCAUCCAAAAUUUCAAAUAGAUGUAUGGAUUUGGGGAAAUUUGCAGGUAGCUUCACAAGCAAUCUAGGCAUCAGGAAUGACCUCUACUUCCGUAAUAAAUCAUUGCAAGUAGUAAUUCAAUGCUUGUCCAAAAGAGGCAGCUUUUUGUUCGUUGUGUUGAUGUCAUAAUUAUUAACAAGAUAUUGUCAUUGAAGAUGACAUGUUCUGGAUUUAUGCUUUGCUUUGCUUCAAUGGAUUGGUUUCUUUAUUCUAUCUCCAUUGCUGACAUUAGCAACAAGAUUAUUCAUGUUGUGAAGGUGAGGCAAUGUUAAUGUUAUGAUCCGAACCACUUGCCAAAAAGUUGGGACUCUGGUAAAUAUUUUAUGAAAACAAUAUAUAACUUCUUUUUUAUCUUGCGUAAGCUUGUUGACUGUGUUUAACCCCUUUUCUGGAUCAGGCUUUUAUUCUUAUGGUUUUAGUUGAACUAUGAAAUGAUAUUUACCCGGUGAACUAUGAAAUUGCAGGUUUCCGCCCUGUUUCUUGUCUCUACAUACACCAGGUACAUGCUUUUACCCUCAAUACCGCCUGAUUAUUCGUCUUAUGUCAUGAGUUCGUUACGAUGUUGAACUAGCAAUUUAUGUUAAAUAAAGAAGAAAAAAAUGGCUAAAUACCAAUCAUAAUUAAUUAGGAUACACAAAGUAUUGUUAAAUCCAUUCAAGAGAAGAGAUAAAACCUUGUAAAAUAUGCAUCGUUUACAUAUGUAACCCUAUAUAACUGAUGUAUUUUGUACGUAGUGAACAAUGAGUAGCAAAGACUCAAACAUUUACUUGGACAGUUGGUGCCAAUUGUUUGUACCUUGCAUUUGCAAUCUGAGAUAUGAUUUCCUAGAAUUCAAUUGUAUAUUGUUUAACAUUUUUUAAAAAAGAAAUGAAACUGAAUAAGUUAUGCAACUUUUUAAAGUACAAACAUAAGAGAUUUUGAUAACUUGAAACUAAUGAUUCCUCUAACUAAGAUUCCACAACAUAGAAUAAGAACCAUAUACUAGUAGGGCCUGCCCAGAGAAGUGCCCUGUGCUCUGACCUACUGAAUCAUGUGCCUAAUAUAUAUAUUUUUUCUCGAUGUCCCAUAUGAUGUAUGUUUUGCCUCUCCUUUUUUUUUAUUUAUUUUACAGUUUUUGCAGUGUUGAGCUGAGUCCUGGUCCUAACUGGAAUUAACUCAAUUAAGCAUUUCAUUUACAUCAGUACUACUAAUACAGAUUUGCUUUUUCAAAAGAACAGCGUAUAUCUCUAUUGGUUCGACUUCAACGGAUAAGAAUUUCGUUGAUUCGUAUUCUGUGGAGAUCACUUUAAUCCUGGAAGCUCGAUUUCCAUAUCCAAUGGUGGUUGGAUGGUAUGAGAGCAAUCAACUACCAUUUGUUUUUGUAGUACAGUUUCAUGUCGCCGUAACACCUGCAAUCAGAGAAAAGCAAGAUAGACUGUACAACUGAUCAGCUACUCUGCCUACUCAGCUGGCCACAAAAUGAUGGAUGUUUUGCGUUGCUCUUAUUGACGCGUGUAGUUUCCGAAAUUUUCUGGUUAGUGUAGUCUAGCUGGCAUGCUCUACCUAUUACGCCAUGCUUGUUAAUUUUUUUUUUAGAAAAUGAGAUAAACCCAGCCUUUGCAUCCAAUCGGCCCAAACGCCAUGCUUGUUAAUGGUCUUGGAAAGAGUUUUUCGUUGUGUCAGUAGUCUGUACGAGGAAAUAUUGUAGGCAUCUCAUGUUUUACAUUCUCUACUCGUACAUCAAAUGCUUUACUACAUGUCAUACUGAUUGUAAUUUUUCAUUUAAUUGAGGUCUUGUGUUCAACUUUC
This is a messenger RNA of Oryza sativa Japonica Group (Japanese rice), 3238 nucleotides long. RefSeq lists its product as uncharacterized. Gene Ontology annotation, molecular function: zinc ion binding. NCBI's taxonomy places the organism in Eukaryota, Viridiplantae, Streptophyta, Magnoliopsida, Poales, Poaceae. The record is from RefSeq and is a predicted model, not a curated record.